AUGGCGUUCUUGCACGGGGUGCUUAGAGAUGUCCGUGAUAAUAAUUAUCUUUCUCCUUAUAAAGAGAAAUUAACUGAAGCUGUACCACUUUUAGAAACUCAUCGUAAUAACGGCAAAACAGGUUUGCGUGAUGUGAUUGACGAUGUCAAGAGGGGGAUUGAGCAGUGGUUGGAAAUGGUUAAGGGGAAAAGUGGAGGCGUAAAAGGCCCUUUAGGUGAUCUAGAAGACAAUAUCAUUAAGGAUGAGAAAUUAAGAUUGGAGGACGAAAAAGAAAAGACCCUUCAAGACCAAUUCAGGGAGUGGAGCACAAGGGCUGGAGGGUAUGUCAGCAAGGUUGUACAAGCCGAAGAGGCCAGAGAAAAACUGGAUCCCGAGCUAAAGAAAAAGUUGGAGACCCCGAUGAAAUUAAUAAAGCAGCCGGUGGAAGGGUUUCAAAAAUCUUGUGAGAAUAAUGAUUUGGAGAGUAUGUUGAAGAGUGUUGAGGAAGAACAUAGAAAAGUAAAGGAGUAUGUUGAGGAGGUAAAAAGAACAGCGGAUGAGGCUGUGAUUACGGCGUUCGAUCCUGUAGAAGAAAAUAUUGGCAUGUUGAGGUUUUUAAUUGGGAAAGUUGAAAAGGCAAUAAAAGGCGCUGAGGAAAAAUCGACACAAUUGAUUGGGGUAGCGAAGAACGCAUUGCAGACUGCGCAAGAGAAUAAUAGGAAAAUGGGAGCGCUGGAUAAUUUAGUCAAGGAUGAGUUGACUAAGAGAGUUAACGAUAUAAAGGCAAAGACGGAGGAACUUGAAGCGUUGCUUAUCUCCCAGAUACAAACUCCGCUUGACAAUUCGGUAUCUCAAAUACUGACUACAGUAGGAAAUCUUUCCGAAGCUGUUGGAGAAAAUUCAAAAAAAACUAUAGAAGGUCUGCUCGAUAAGCUUUAUCGUACUGAGUUCAGGAAUCUGAAGAAUCUAGUAGACAUGACUAAAUUGGAUUACGAAGAAGCGCUUAAAAAGCUCCCACCUGCAAGGAUCGCAGCUCCAGUUCCACCACCAAAUCUACCGAAAAGUAGCGCUGAGCAAGCAGCUGAUGCGGCCGCUGCGCUCGAAGCCACUAUCGAAAAGGCACUUGGUAUCAAUCUGGUAAGAGACAAGAAGGUGUGCGUCAAAAGUAAAAACUUUGCGAAUCAUGUUGAUGCGGCCGUUCAGGAUGCGCAAGAAUAUGUCGCCAACCUUGUAAAUACCUUUUCAUCAGAAGUCAAGCAUCACCUUGAGGCUUCGGUGGAGGAAAUCGGUCCUAUUUUGUAUGAGGUAAAAAAACGUUCGGCAGCGCUUAACAGCGUGACAAAUGCCGUGCAGAAAACAGUGACAGAUUUGGGCGCAAUUAUUGCGGGACUCGAAACUAAUAGUGACAGUCUCACAAACAAAAUAAAGACCUGCAAAGAAGCCAAUGAAGCGGCUAAGAAGUACGUAAAUGAACGACUCACUGGAGCUGUUAAGGAAUCAAAACGCCGAGUGCAAGCAUAUAUUGAUGAUAUUUCGUACGCUAUCAUGAAUAUGCUUGAUAAGGCUACAGGACGCAUUAAAUCUGACGCACAACGAUCGUAUGCCGGACGAAUGCGAACAGAGCUCGAGGGCUUAAAAGGCGUUAUCACCCAUCUUAAAACUCAGAUUGAAAGCGUAAUAUAUGUCGACUCGGGGACUGGAAUUAAGGGUCUAAUGAGCAAACUGCAAGGCACGCCGGAGGCUUCCGCUCAUCAAGGGACUAAUUUGCUCGAAGCUCUGAAGGAUCGUCAAAAUUCCGAUCCUAAAAAAGAAUUCAAUACACUCUCAGCGACAUGGAAAGAUUAUUUGAAACACACACUGGACUAUAUUACCAAGGACACCGAGAAAAUAUUCCCUGCCGUACGCCUUGGUCCAGGACAACCUAUGACUCCGCAUAAGUAUAGGUCUGACGUUACAAAAGUUGAAGAAGCAGUAGACGACUUACUUUACCAUUGUGAGAACAACAAAAACAUUUACCAUUUCGACCACGAAUUCCAAAAACUCCUCGCCACCCUAACCGACGCAGUUAACGGCCUGUCACCAGACAAAUUCGGCGCAACAUCCUGCAACGUUCUCGACGUCCUGAAAAUAGGGAUGUCACAAUUCUGCGCGGAAUUACAAACUGCCUACGUCAACAGGUAUUGUGAUCGAGAAUACGAUACGUCCGACGACACCAAAUACGCCAAGGUUUUCAUGACCAUAUUACGAACGCUCAUCGUCAGCUUGGAGAAAGUAAACGAGAAGUGUAAUACUAACGGUGACUGGAAAGAUAAGAAAGUAUGUGAGAUGGAAACAGAUCGUAAAAAUCCCCUCGGCGUAUUCUUCGAGAACUCCGGUUUCAAAGUUCCACCCGGCGAAGGUUCAAAACAGGGCGGUGAGCUGAAAUAUAAAGAUAACUGGAAAGGUGAAAAUGUUUUCGGUCUUCUUAAAGACAGCAAGACAGGGCUGUUUAAAGAAGUCAAGAACGCUUUUGAAUCCGACGUCCUUGAUAUACUCCACGCUCUCCUCCACAAUUACUACAGCACUUGCCACCUCAACCACAUUCCCACCCCGGCAACGCCGACGAGCGUAUACAAGAUGCUUGUUUGGCUCAGUGGUUUCUGGUACAAUCCGAUGUACGACAAGGUUUGUGUAUACGUUAGAGAUCUGUUCGACAAGCCAAAAGAGGAGUCAAAAUUGCAAGACGCUUCAAGCUACGUGCUAGAAGCCACUACGCUAUUGAGUGCCACGACCAUUACAGAUACACUUAGCGAUGUAUGUGACCACGCGGAAAAAACGCUGGUCGCUAUACUUGGCUUCGGCCACGCGGACGGUGAAUAUGCCGUUGAGUUCACCGACAACUCACAUAAAUUAUUGUAUCCAAGUAGUCCGUCACACUGUUUAGAUUUGCUCUUCGAGAUACUGUGCCGGGUGUAUCACCAGCUUAACUUUGUCUAUGAGCAGUGUCGGCACGGUCAAGUAUAUGGUGGGUGGAACAGCUGUUGGUACGGCAAGGGAGUUGCCGGGUCAGCGUGGGACUGCAACUCAAUGCAGUGUCCUAACCAACCGGCCAACCAAAACGCUGACCAAAAAGGCAACCAAAUGUGUACCCUAAAGCACGACCAAAACUGCGACCAAAAUGUCAGUUGUGGUCUUAAAUCUCCGCUUCAGUCCUUUUUAGAAGACGGCCUCCCUGGCUUCUUGCCACACUCCUUUACCACACCUAAUUGUAAGAUCACUUGUCAGAUGUCCAAACACUUCGGGCUGCCGUGCAAAACGCCAAUGGGUUUUGCUGAUAUCAGCAUUGCCGCUUCGCAUUGUAAAACUGGUGAUCACAUAAUGAGUGUGCUUAGCAGAUUCUGUGGCAAGGAACAUUCUGUGCUUGGCCAGCUUUGCAGCUUCCUCCAAUGUUUGUUACAGCGCACUCCACAAACACUGGAUGAGAUGUUUGCGUUUUAUUACGGCUUGCUCAAUGGGUGGAAUGAUAAGGACAAGCAACGUAUGAAGCAUAAGAGGCAUGCCUUCAAUGAUGCCGUGAAUAAGGCGUAUUUCAACGAACGAUAUGACGGUCUGGACAUUACUCCAAUGUUUAAGAGCAGUGAGCAGCCUACUAGUGUACAUGGCAGUGGAAACUUGCUGUGUCUCACUAGUUGCAGGAACACUGCCACAACACUCACGUGCGGCCCAUAUUUGCAACCUUUAUGUCAGAAUACAUGGACAGUUUUUUCAAACAAGCGUGCCGAUAAAUACCUUUCUUGGAUCGUUUAUCUGACUGAAACAUUUUAUGAAAUACUUAAAAUGUUGUACGACGAUUGCUGUGCAACGUGCGACAAAAGGGGCACGAAAUGCUAUGAGAAAUGUUCUGUUAAUGGAUGCCCGGUUAUAUACCCUGACGCAUCUAAGAGGGACACUGCAGAAUAUAAGACAGAGUUUGAAAGAUAUCAGACAUCCAAUCACACUAAAGAGUGCAGUUCUAUCGUUAAGUGUAAGAACACCAGGCCAACGUUAUAUAAAUAUGGGUUUAAUUUUGGCAGUGCUGUGGAUAUUAAUAAUAGGUUCGACGCGAACAAGAAGCGCACAUGUAGAGACCUAUGCAACGCAUUGGACAGAGUGCUUAGCAAGAACAAAUCGGACGCAGCGCCGCUAGCAAAGCUAAUAUACGAGACAAUUCCCAACUUCCUGUGGACCAUCCGUACACCAUUCUCCUACCUCUUAUUAGCCCUCUGGUCGCUGUCGCUCCUCUACCUGCUGCACAUCGCCGUCGUCCGCCUCGACGUGCUGAGGAUACGCUCCCACCUGCGCUCACCCUCAAGCCACCGCAUCGCCGCGCAGUCCCUCCUCGCCGCCGCACGCGUCAAGGCACUCGCCAACGUCAAGUACUUCUCACCAUAA
Messenger RNA from Babesia ovata, 4389 nucleotides. RefSeq lists its product as uncharacterized. NCBI's taxonomy places the organism in Eukaryota, Apicomplexa, Aconoidasida, Piroplasmida, Babesiidae. Bases 1 to 4389 code for a protein of 1462 amino acids. The transcript has a single exon. The record is from RefSeq and is a predicted model, not a curated record.